ACAUUAUCGAAAAAUGAGCCAUCAGGUCCCACAUGUUGCAGCACGUACUGCCGCACUUGGAAAAGCUCAUCCGUAUGCUCGGAAAGCACGAGGAACACGGCAUCGUAUCCGCAUAGACCCUUGAGAUCCGACUCUAACUCCGAGUGGGAUGCAACCGGGAGGCAGGGGAACCAUUUUGGGGGAAAGUGGGUCACGGAGGUCCCAAGCCUCGAUGUGGUCGGUGGCAGCAUCAGCCAAGGCGACGUGGAAGGUGACCUUUUGGUUUUCGGCACAUUAGCAUUAAUCAUCGUACUCAACUUACGCCCAUAUCGAGUCAAUGAAUUGAAAAUCAAACCAUUGCAGGACUUCGCAGCCAUGUUGAGUGCUGCUGCUCCUCGUCUGCAUAAAACCAUGGCGAUUGGAUUUGAAUUUUUUCCUAUGGCUCCUCAUAAAACACUAUCUUAUCCGCAUAGACCCUUGAGAUCCGACUCUAACUCCGAGUGGGAUGCAACCGGGAGGCAGGGGAACCAUUUUGGGGGAAAGUGGGUCACGGAGGUCCCAAGCCUCGAUGUGGUCGUUUUGGGAGUGGGAUUUGGUGGGUGGGAUACUGGAACAAGAGGAUCCAUACGACAAUGUGCUGUCAUCAUUCUGCACGAGAAACGGGAAUCUAACGAGCGGGGUAGGGGUGAACCACUUUGGUCCACUAACCCUUACACUGCUCUGCACAUCAACAGGAUAGAAGCAGGGCGCAAAACUCUCAUCUCUGUAAUUGAAGAUGCCAGCAUCAUAAUUAUAAUCGUCAACAUGAUGGCAACCAUAGCGCCACAUCGGGGGUUCUGUGUAGUAAAUAGAAUCGGGCUUCAGCUCAGGGAAGUCGGCAGCUGGGAGCCCAAACCCAUUAUUAGAGCCAAUGAAAAGGGCCAGCCCAUCCAGAGAGCGGUCCAUGUAAACCAGGGAGCCACUCUCCGGGUCGUACCUGUGAACAUCGAAACCAAGUGUGGUGUACGGAGGAUCCGUGUAGAUCCCUAUCUUUGGCCCAUAAUACUCAUCCUUGGUGUAGUAGCCAUCGGGCCCAACCCAGUCCUUGGUAAACCGUCUCACAUGAAAAAGCUGGCCCGUUGGCUCGGCAACAGCAAGCAAUGGGGUAGUUGGUGUUAUCAAAAGACAAAGGAGGCAUGGGAAUCAUCCUUGGAGAAUGAGGAUCUGACACUCAAAAGGCUAGACGAAAUCCUGAACAAUGUUGAAGCACGUUUCAUCGUUUUCCGACAGAUCAAAGCAGAAGAUUGGGCGGUGGUCGUCGUAGAAGAGAAAGCUGUCAACGCUAUCAGACAAUCGUCUUCUAGGUUUUCGGCCGACUAA
Molecule: messenger RNA, 1338 nt
Organism: Striga asiatica
Lineage: Eukaryota; Viridiplantae; Streptophyta; Magnoliopsida; Lamiales; Orobanchaceae
Source: the annotation of a GenBank genome assembly